Molecule: messenger RNA, 1634 nt
Organism: Olea europaea var. sylvestris
Lineage: Eukaryota; Viridiplantae; Streptophyta; Magnoliopsida; Lamiales; Oleaceae
Product: adenylate isopentenyltransferase 5, chloroplastic-like
Exons: 2
Coding region: 369-1361 (330 amino acids)
Biological process (GO): tRNA modification; cytokinin biosynthetic process
Cellular component (GO): mitochondrion
Molecular function (GO): tRNA dimethylallyltransferase activity
Source: RefSeq, a predicted model, not a curated record
UCUCCAUAAAUACCAGUUCACUUCUACGAAUUGUGCAGAUUCAAAGAAGCAGCUUAAGACAUAUAACUAUCUAUACUCAUUCGUCUUUCUUAAGCUCACAAAACUUUCAUUUUCUCCUUAUACUUUUUCUCUUCAAUAUCUUUUAUUGUGUCUGUAUGUAUCAUUGAGGUGCUCAUAAUAACACAGAAUAUAAAUAUACAGAAAAUACACUUUUCUCUUCUUUUUAUCGAUUAUAUACCACUCCAACUAUCCUACUAUUUCUUCUUCAUCAGAACUUUUUCAGGAAGCAAAAACAGGAAAAGUAAUUUCACUGAUUUUCAGAUUUUCUUCUGCAGUUUGCCACAUCUUCUGUUAUAUAAAGGUUUACUAUGGCGAUUUCACUACCUGCCUGCCAGCAAGCACAGUGCCUUCUAACUUUUCCAAGGGGACUUCACAUGGAUCAAUAUAUUCCGCGGCGCCAAAAGAACAAGGUUGUUAUAGUAGUUGGCCCAACGGGGACGGGUAAAUCAAGACUUUCGAUUGAUUUAGCCACCCGCUUUAAUGCAGAGAUUGUGAACUCUGAUAAAAUGCAAGUCUAUAAAGGACUUAACAUAGUAACAAACAAAGUGACAGAAGAAGAGUGCCGCGGAAUUCCCCACCAUUUAUUAGGCAUAAUUGAUCCUGAUGUGGACUUCACUUCUGAUGAUUUUGUACAUCAUGCAUCACUUGCAGUGGAAUCCAUUAUGAGAAAAGGCCGGCUACCAAUCAUAGCCGGUGGCUCAAAUUCGUACAUCAAGGCAUUGGUGAAUGACGAUCUUGAGUUUCAAUCAAAAUAUGAAUUUUUCGUCCUUUGGGUGGAUGUAUCAAUGGCAAUCCUGCAUUCAUUUGUCUCAAAACGCGUUGAUCAAAUGGUUGACGCAGGUUUGGUCGAUGAAGCCAGGGAAUUUUUCGACCUCGAGGCAAAUUAUACGCGGGGAAUUAAAAGGGCCAUUGGUGUGCCAGAAAUGGAUGAAUUUUUCAGGAAUAAGUCAAUUGUUGAUUAUGAAACGAGGGCUAAACUUCUUAAGGCAGCAAUCGAUAAAAUCAAAGAUAACACGUGCAAAUUGGCUUGUCGUCAGCACCAAAACAUUCUUAGGCUCCAGAACCAACUAAAGUGGAAUAUGCACCGCCUGGACGCGACGGAAGCAUUCCUCAAACGUGGGGUGGAAGCUGAUGAAGCUUGGGAAAGAGUGGUGGCCGGGCCAAGUGCCGGGAUUGUUGAGUGCUUCCUCCAUGACGAUGACAUUAAUCUCGUAUCAACCAUAACCGCACCACCAACCUUAACCGCGGCAUCCGUCAUCGGAACCACCAAUGCCACAGCCGUCGCAACGGUCACCCACUGAUAGGACCCCCAUCUAUCAAAGAUCAGCGCCAGCCGUAGAGGUAAAUCUUUGUCAAGGACACGUGGCAGACACCCAGAAUCUACCGUUACCUUUUUCUACUUUACAAAGGUUGCUAUCAAGUCUUGAAGUACCUAAAUUUGGGCGGCCGUACAUUUGGAAGAAUUUUAGGAAUCCGUGCUGGGCUUCUUCUUCUUCUUCUUUUUUUUUUUUUUUGGAAGUUAAAUCACUAUGUUGUCAUGUUAUAUUAAAAUAAAUAUAGCACAGACUUUGUAA